This is a messenger RNA of Zonotrichia leucophrys gambelii, 2248 nucleotides long. It is a transcript of the gene OXCT1, whose product is annotated as 3-oxoacid CoA-transferase 1. The record is from RefSeq and is a predicted model, not a curated record. Gene Ontology annotation, molecular function: succinyl-CoA:3-oxo-acid CoA-transferase activity. Gene Ontology annotation, biological process: ketone body catabolic process. Gene Ontology annotation, cellular component: mitochondrion. The coding region runs from base 218 to 1765 and encodes 515 amino acids. The transcript has 17 exons. NCBI's taxonomy places the organism in Eukaryota, Metazoa, Chordata, Aves, Passeriformes, Passerellidae.
CAACCCACCCUCCGGCCCCCCUCGCUCGGCGGCCCCGCCUCGGGCGCACCGACGUCAGCGCACGUCAGGGCCGAGCCCCUCGCCCUCCCUCCCCCGCGGGUUCCGCUGUCCCGCCGCUCCUGCUCCCCGCGUCCCGCCUUGGGCUCCCGCAGCCGCCGCCCCAGCUCGGCCCGGCUCCCGACCCCGCUCCGCUCCCCAGCAGCCGCGCAGCGCGAAGAUGGCGGCGUUCAAAUUCGUCCUGCCGCCCCUCGGCCGCCGCAUCCUACUCCCCGCCGCACGGAGGGCUGAGAUCUGUGGUUGUUAUUUUUCUACCAGCUGUCAUCGCAACACCAAAUUUUACACUGAUCCUGUUGAAGCUGUAAAAGAUAUACCCAAUGGGGCAACUGUACUUGUUGGUGGUUUUGGAUUGUGUGGGAUUCCUGAAAACCUCAUUGGGGGUUUACUGAAGACUGGGGUAAAGGGAAUAACAGCAGUCAGUAACAAUGCAGGUGUUGACAAUUUUGGACUUGGUCUUCUGCUUCAGACAAAGCAGAUAAAACGCAUGGUGUCAUCGUAUGUUGGAGAGAACGCUGAGUUUGAACGCCAGUAUUUAUCUGGUGAGCUUGAAGUUGAGCUUACACCACAGGGUACACUUGCUGAACGUAUUAGAGCAGGAGGAGCAGGAAUCCCAGCAUUUUACACCAGUACUGGUUAUGGGACGCUGGUGCAGGAAGGGGGUGCACCCAUCAAGUACAACACAGAUGGCACCAUUGCCAUUGCCAGCCAGCCAAGAGAGGUGAGGGAGUUUGAUGGCCGUCACUUUAUUCUCGAGAAAUCUAUUACAGGAGAUUUUGCUCUUGUGAAGGCAUGGAAGGCUGAUCGUGCAGGAAACAUAAUUUUCAGGAAAACUGCAAGAAACUUCAACCAACCUAUGUGCAAAGCUGCAAAAACCACUGUAGUGGAGGUAGAAGAAAUCGUUGAUAUAGGAGCAUUUGCCCCAGAAGACAUUCAUGUUCCCAAAAUCUAUGUUGAUCGUCUGUUACAAGGAGAGAAGUUUGAGAAGAGAAUUGAACGCUUAUCAAUCCGAAAGCCUGAAGACUCAACAGCCAAGCAAAAAAAAGGAGACAAUGUGAGGGAGAGGAUCAUCAAACGGGCUGCAUUGGAGUUUGAGGAUGGCAUGUAUGCUAAUCUGGGUAUUGGUAUCCCACUGUUGGCCAGUAACUUCAUCAGUCCAGACAUAACUGUUCACUUACAGAGUGAAAAUGGAGUCCUGGGUUUGGGUCCUUAUCCACUUGAAAAUGAAGUAGAUCCAGAUCUGAUUAAUGCAGGUAAGGAGACAGUCACUGUUCUUCCAGGUUCUUCCUAUUUCUCUAGUGAUGAAUCAUUUGCAAUGAUAAGAGGAGGCCAUGUUGAUUUGACGAUGCUUGGAGCUAUGCAGGUGUCUAAGUACGGUGACCUGGCCAACUGGAUGAUUCCUGGUAAGAUGGUGAAAGGAAUGGGGGGUGCAAUGGACCUGGUAUCCAGUGCGCAGACCAAAGUGGUUGUCACCAUGGAACACUCAGCCAAGGGAAAUGUCCAUAAAAUCCUGGAAAAAUGCAGUUUACCACUUACUGGGAAGCAAUGUGUUGACCGCAUCAUUACAGAAAAGGCAGUGUUUGAUGUGGACAAGAAGAAGGGAUUGACCCUCAUAGAAAUCUGGGAAGGACUGACAGUAGAUGAUAUCAAGAAAAGCACUGGCUGUGACUUCGCAGUUUCACCAAAACUAAUACCAAUGAGGCAGAUUUAACUGCGAAUUACAGACUGGGCUAAAUUCGCGAGAAGGCUUGUUUCCAAAUGGAAUAAAUCGAUGACCGUCUUGCAAUGUUACUUUUUUUUUCUUUUUCUUUUUCUUUUUUUUUAAGGGCUCUCUAGGUAGUUUCCAGAUAGUUAAACUCAGGCUUGACUAUAUGUUUAAUUGUAUUCUGCUUUCAUAACAUUACCAGCUUUAAUGGAAUGGUGAAUAUAUUCUCUAAGUUUUGAAUCAUAUUAUAGUGAAAUGUUAAUGAUUGUUAUAAAAAAGGAAAAAAAAUGCCUUGUAGUCUCUCUGCCAAGUGCUAGGGUGUUUUUACACAGAAUUAGAAAAAAAACAUGCAAAACUUAUGAUUGCCUCUUCGUUUGAUGAUAUCUGUUGCUCUGGAACUAUAGCACUUACCAUGUCCAUUCUCCUCUAAAGGUGUGGGUCUUUCUUUUCUGGAGUGGUCUAUAACAAAUAUAUGUAUCUGUAGAGAGA